Molecule: messenger RNA, 3213 nt
Organism: Moneuplotes crassus
Lineage: Eukaryota; Ciliophora; Spirotrichea; Euplotida; Euplotidae
Source: the annotation of a GenBank genome assembly
UAUAAAUAUGGAUCUCAAGCAGAAUACUCAUGAAGAUGAGCACUCGAAAAAUACGAAUCGAGUAAUGUUUCAAGAAGGAGAUGAUGAUAUCAGCAACAGCAAAGAAAGUGAUUACUAUAGCAACUCAGAAAUCCAGCCCAAAUUCCCACCCACCGACCAAAACCCGCCUCCAAAAGAAGACGCCACUAAAGAAAAUGAGGAUUUAAAUAUGAUGAAGAAUGGAAAUUAAGAAGUUUUCAACCAAACAAGCUUCGUUCUUCCAGUCAGCGAAUAAAAACCAACUCAGUAUGAUGUUUCCAGACUCAAAAUUUUCACCUACUAAUAUGAAUCAGAAUAUACGAAAGCAAAAAUCUAGAGUUAACCAUUUAAUCUCAGAAGAAUCGAUAAAUGAAGAUAAGAAGAGGAAUGGUCAGGACUACCAACAUUUGGUCACAGUAGGUAGGGUAAAGAAAUGGUUAUUCAGUCAGGAAAGUAGAUUACGCAUCAACUGGGAUUUAAUCAUUAUGUUUGUAGCUGUUUAUAAUUGCUUCGAAGUACCUUUCAACGUUGCAUUUACUAAUAAGAACGAUUCCAAUAUAUACUCGGAUAUUAUUGAUCUGGUGACAAAUGUUCUCUUUAUUCUAGACUUACUAAUAAAUUUUGUGACUACUUAUACUGAUUCAGACACUAAAGUUGAGGUAACUUCUUAUGGGAAGAUAGCCAAGAAUUAUUUGAAAGGAAGAUUUUGGAUUGACCUUAUUGCUUCUAUUCCUUUUGAUUAUAUUAGAUACUUGGAUCAAAAUAGUGACACUAUUCCAUUUGAGCUGUUCAGUCUUCUCAAGCUGGUCAGGAUUUUAAGGCUUUCAAAGCUGAUUACCUACAUGAAUAUUCGAAAUGAAGUUAAAUCUUCAUUGAGAUUAAUAAAGCUGGUGUUCUUUUUAAUAUUGUUCUUGCACUGCCUGGGUUGUAUGUGGUUUUUCCUUGCGAAGCAAACAGAGGAAUGGAUUCCACCUCUAGAUUAUGUGUUUGUAACCACCACCAUUUAUUCAGAGGCAAGCAUUUUUCAGUAUUGAAACGCUCUGUACCAUGCAGUGUUAAUGUUAGGAGGAAAUGAUAUUGGACCAAGAGGAGAGUAUGAGCUUCUGUUCACUUGACUCGCUCUCUGCAUCUGUGCCAUCACUAAUGCUAUCAUAUUUGGUAAUUUCGCAGUCAUGCUUCAAUCAAUGAACAGGAAAUCAACUAUUUUUCAAGAGAAACUAGAAACAACUACUGAUGUAAUGAAGAAUAUGAAUCUCAAAGAAGAUGUAAAGAAUAAGAUUAAGUACUUCAUGGAAUAUACAGAUAAUAAUCUUCAAAGCCAGAAUGAGAUGAAUGAUUUCUUCCAGAUUUUAUCUCCUAGCCUGAAGAAACUCGUAAUGACCAAUAUGUUCAAAGACUCCAUGAUGGUCAACGAUGUUUUUGCUGGAAAAGAUAGCAUUGUUACCGUACUUUGUGAGAAAUUAGAAAUUAAAAUAUGUGUCCCAGAAGAGAAAAUUAUCGUACAGGAUGAUGAAGCUGACAGCAUGUUCUUCUGUGCUAGAGGAAGUCUUGAAGUUUUUGUUGUAGAUGAAUUCCAGAAACCCACUCUUGCAAAUUCCUUAACAACUGGGAGCUAUUUUGGAGAAGUUGCUUUACUCAAGAAAUGUAAGAGAACAGCAACCGUUGUGAGUACAAAUUAUGGUACAUUAGGUGAACUGUCUAAAAAUGAGUUCGAAGUUCUUAUUGGGCAUACUCCUUCAAUCAAAUAAACUAAUGGGCGAUCAUAUCCAAAAUGAGUAUAACGAUAAAUGGAGAAAAUUUAUGCAUAGAGCAUUAAGAAGUAUUGAUUAUUUCAGUACUGAAGUAUCAAGCAGGGUCAUAAAUGAACUUUGCUUCCAAUUUGAAUACAUAACUCUGGAAGAAGGCAAAUACUUGUUCCAAGCAGGAGAGAUUUGUGAUAGCAUAUAUAUUAUCUGUUCUGGAGAGCUAGAGUUCUUCCUGAGAAAUCUAAACAAAGAUUCUUAUAUAGAUACCCUUUAUACAGGUUGCACUCUUGGAGGUUAUGGCUGCAUUAAUGGUGAGCUCUUUACUGGAUCAGCUAAAGCUAAAUCUGAGUGAGUAAUUAUGAGACUCCCAAUUGAAAAGGUGCAGAAUUUAAGGAAAUAUCACUCUGCAUUUAACAAGAUGAUGACUGAGUAUGAGGAGUAUAUCGACAGAACUCCACCCCCUGUGUGAGAUUACAAAUUAUACAGAUAUAAAAUGUUUAAAAAGAAUGUUAAGGAACGUCUCAUGCUUGGCAUAAGAAGACUCAAUAGGAUUAUUAAAUCAACUCAGACAUAUGGAAUUGAAGAACUUUUAAUGCAAGCAAAACUUAAAGCUCAGCAGAAGCAUGACUUCAGAGAAAACAUGAGGAAAAGUAAUAUUCUAAAAAGAGCUCCAAUAAAUGAUUCACAGAGAAAUGAAAAGACAUUAUUGAUGCUUCAUGUGAAAAUGGACAAUAUGUCUGAUGUCAUUGAGACUCAGAAAUAACGAAAUUUUCUUCUUAAAGAAAUGUAUUGUUGGGAAAUUAAAUAAAUUACUUGAUGCACAAGGAAUUCAGUAUCAGGAUACCACAGUUUUUUCAAGUAAAAAGUCAGGGAAAUCUGAUCAGAACAGCAGAGAAGGCAACCAGACGCCUCUUUUGGAGAAACAGGCGUCAAAAAGUUUUUAUGGGAAGCCAAAACAGCACUUGCCAAGCUAUGUCAAUUGGGAAAAGGAAAAGAGCAGUAAACGUAUCUUGCUGAAGAAGUGUGAGCAGAAUUUCCCUAAAGGCAAGGAGAGGAAUUCAAUAUAAUUCAGACACCUGACAAUUGGAGCAUGAUUGAGAAAAAUAAAGCCCCUAGCUUGAUAAAAGAUAUAAGCUGGAAUAAAGGACCUGAUUUCAAAUUCCAAAAAUUUGAGUCAGUGGCUGAACAUCUAUUUAAAAAGGAUAUUGAUAGCCAUCAGAAGGAAGAGGCUGAAAUUUUUGAAAAUAAUCCUCUCUUAGCAGAUAUAGAAAAUAAUUCAGAUAUUGACAACUUUGGAAUGGAGAGCCUGGAAUCUGAAAAUCCUGUAAAAGCUGACGAUGAUGCCCCAAAGAUAUCUGACUGUAAGGAUCCUGAACUAAAGAAAAUAUCAAAGAAAAAAGCAACAACACCUGAGAUAUUGGAUGUUAGCAAAGAGAUAAAAAAAUUAUAA